CAACAUGCAGCCGUCAUCGAACUUUCGGAGACGACGAAAUAUGCGCGCAACGCUUCUGCCAUGGAAUAUCUGAUUCAACAUCACUUCGUAGAGACGAUAUCAGCGAUACUCGGCGCGCGCGUACGCGCAAUUAUUUUUCAACAAACAAGUUCACACGCCUGCAUACUGGAUCAAAUUGUUGAGCUUGCUUGUUUGGAGCGGUGAUCACUGCUGGCAUUCAGUACCGAACCACCGCUUGCAGGGUGCAGACUCGCAGGAAGCAACUUAAGCUAUUUCUCGCAACUGAUCUUAAGAGAAGAAGACGCAAUAUCAUGGCAGCGUGCAAUGGAACAGCAAAGAUCAUCGACGGCAAGAAAAUUUCCGCGGACAUUCAGAAUGGAAUCAAGGAAGAAAUCAAUGGCUGGGUGGCUGCUGGCCACAAACGGCCAGCCUUACGCGCUAUACUCGUCGGAGACGAUCCUGCGAGCUGCACGUAUGUCAACAAAAAGAUGAUUGCCUCCAGAGAGGUGGGGAUUGAUAGUGACACUGUCAGACUGCCCAGUACAAUCAGCCAAGAGGACCUAGUGAAGAAGAUCGAGGAACUGAACAAUGACAAUAACAUUGAUGGUAUUUUAAUCCAGUUGCCUGUUCCUGAUCACAUCAAUGAGAGGGAGAUCUGCAAUGCAGUGCAUGUGGACAAAGAUGUUGAUGGUUUCCAUGUGACCAAUAUUGGCAAACUAGUCGCCAAUCAGGACACAUUCAUUCCUGCUACUUCCUUGGCUGUCAUUGAGUUGAUCAGAAUCAUUGGUAUUGAUACAUUUGGAAAGAGAGCUGUGGUUUGUGGCAGAUCCAAGAAUGUUGGCCUGCCAAUCUUCCAAAUGCUGCAUGCUGACUACCGCAAUGAAUUGCCGGGUCUGGAGGCUACAGCGAUUAUGUGUCACCGAAAUACCAAGCCUGAGGAUCUGGUGAUGUAUUGCCAAUCGGCCGAUAUUAUCAUCACUGCGACCGGAGUGCCCGGUUUGAUCAAACCGCACAUGGUCAAGGAAGGUGCAUGCAUCAUUGAUGUUGGCUUAACUAGGAUUACUACACCCGAAGGAAAGAGCAAGCUGGUUGGGGACGCUGACUACGAAGGUUGCUUGGCACGUGCGGGAUACAUCACUCCAGCUCCCGGCGGUGUUGGUCCUGUGACGGUGGCAAUGUUGAUGAAAAACACAUUCAAGGCCUGCAAGAAUUUCGAUAGACAAAGGUCAAACCAAAAGUAAUCAUUCUCCAUUGCGAAUUUAGAACUGACGUUGAAAUUAAUCAAUCACAGAAAAACAAAAUUCAGGAUUGUCAUUCGCUAAAUUAUUUUAAUUCAGUUGUACUUAAGCUGCCUAACGUUCAGGCGUUAAUGGGCGCGUAUGAAUGAGUUUCAUACAUUAAUAUUAUUUGUUCAUUUAAUGCAAUUAAAGAAAAACAAUUACAGGAUUAUUUACAUUUAGGGGCGAUUGCUUAUGGCUUGUUUGGACCUAGUGGUCAUUAAUGGGCGCGUAUGGAAUAGUUUCAUAGAUUAUAUAAUAUGUUCAUUCAAUGAAAUUGAAUAAAACUAAGUGCAGGAUUAUUUUCUUUAAGGCGCGAUUUGAAGUCAUGCCAUGGCUUGUUAGAAAUUACAAUGAUUAAAAGUUUUCCAUUUA
Molecule: messenger RNA, 1652 nt
Organism: Dalotia coriaria
Lineage: Eukaryota; Metazoa; Arthropoda; Insecta; Coleoptera; Staphylinidae
Gene: Nmdmc
Product: NAD-dependent methylenetetrahydrofolate dehydrogenase
Exons: 4
Coding region: 312-1241 (309 amino acids)
Biological process (GO): tetrahydrofolate interconversion
Cellular component (GO): mitochondrion
Molecular function (GO): methylenetetrahydrofolate dehydrogenase (NADP+) activity; methenyltetrahydrofolate cyclohydrolase activity; methylenetetrahydrofolate dehydrogenase (NAD+) activity
Source: RefSeq, a predicted model, not a curated record